AUGGUUAAGCCAGAUGGUGUGCAGAGAGGCUUGGUGGGUUCAAUAAUAAAGCGUUUUGAAAGAAAAGGAUAUAAAAUGAUAGCAAUAAAAAUGUUAAAUCCAUCUAAAGAAAUUUUAAAAGAACAUUAUAAAGAUCUAUGUGAAAAAUCAUUUUUUAGUUCUUUAAUAGAAUAUGUUGGUAAAGGACCUGUAGUUGCAAUGGUAUGGGAAGGAGUAGAUAUAGUAAACCAGGGAAGAAAAUUAAUUGGUGAAACUAAUCCAUUAAAUAGCAAUGUAGGUACUAUUAGAGGAGAUUUUUGCUUAGAAGUAGGAAAAAAUGUAAUUCAUGGUAGUGAUUCAGUUGCAUCAGCUAAUAGAGAAAUUAAUAUUUGGUUUAAACCGGAAGAACUAGUACAAUGGAAUUAUCAUUUAAAGGAAUGGAUAUGUGAAUAA
Messenger RNA from Plasmodium gallinaceum, 432 nucleotides. RefSeq names its product nucleoside diphosphate kinase, putative. Gene Ontology annotation, molecular function: nucleoside diphosphate kinase activity. NCBI's taxonomy places the organism in Eukaryota, Apicomplexa, Aconoidasida, Haemosporida, Plasmodiidae. Bases 1 to 432 code for a protein of 143 amino acids. The record is from RefSeq and is a predicted model, not a curated record. The transcript has a single exon. Gene Ontology annotation, biological process: UTP biosynthetic process; GTP biosynthetic process; CTP biosynthetic process.